This is a messenger RNA of Volvox carteri f. nagariensis, 5874 nucleotides long. RefSeq lists its product as uncharacterized. Gene Ontology annotation, biological process: receptor guanylyl cyclase signaling pathway; intracellular signal transduction; cGMP biosynthetic process. NCBI's taxonomy places the organism in Eukaryota, Viridiplantae, Chlorophyta, Chlorophyceae, Chlamydomonadales, Volvocaceae. Bases 1 to 5874 code for a protein of 1957 amino acids. The record is from RefSeq and is a predicted model, not a curated record. The transcript has 25 exons. Gene Ontology annotation, molecular function: peptide receptor activity; guanylate cyclase activity.
AUGGCACGGAUCACCCUUCAGAAGGUAUCUAAAAGCACCACCGUUGCCUUCAGUCCCAUCGAUGCGCUGCUGCAGCGCGCCGAGCCAGGCGAGUUGGCCGUCCUGGACGAGCGCCAACUCCGCGCAGCGCUGCAGCACGCGGACCAACCGGUCGUGGUGCUGACUGUGCCCGUGCUGACGCCAAUCAGCCUGGAUGACGCUGAGGCCGCUUCCGUCCAACUUGACAAGCUGUUCAUCAGCCAGGUCCAACAAGCAGCACCGGCUGCCGAGGCGACGCGACUGGAGGACAGGGAUGGCACCAAGGCUGGGCGCGCCACGUUUCAUCUGUCCAUGGCGCCCGGGGUCAGGGAAGCCGCUACACUGGUCAUGAACAACGAACAUGGCUCUACUUCUCUGCGUUGCGUGACCGCCAACACGGCGGCGCUGCGUGCCCUAGGACUGGUAGAUGAGCAGGCGGUGCUCGACUUUCUGGCCCGAAGCUUCCGCUCCGACCGGGGCCUGGUCUCCCUGUUCCAAGACUCUGUAAAACGUCUCCUCGCCGGGCAGCUGACCACCGCUAAGCAUUUCGUGCCGGGGGACUUUGGCCGCGACCGCUACUUCUUGAGCCUGAGGAUUUCGCCCUUCGCCUUCCGCACCAGCAGUGUCGUACCGCCCAUAGGAUAUGUCACACCAUCCGGCGUCAACGUAUCCGCAUCGCCCGCUUCGUUCUCGUCACCCGCUACCGACGCCACUACUGCCGACGCCGCCGCCGCCUCAGCAGCAGCAGCAGCAGCCGACGCCGCCGACGGCGGCGCCGACACCGGCGCCAGGGCCAGCGCCAGCGGCGGCGGUGGCGUUAACACUGCCCCCGACGGCGGCUCCCUCUUUCCUGGCAUGUUGUUGGAGCUUGAUGUGCCGUACGAGGGCAAGGAGCUGGCGGCGCGUCUGCAGCGCGACUACAUGAUCUUGUCCAAUAUCCCCUCCAUGGUCACCAUCUUCGACAUGAACGGACACGUCCUCCAUCAGAACCGCUCGUCUGUGGGGUACAUGGGCUACCUGGUGGGGCACGGACUCAGCAUGCGGCAACAAACUAACCGCCACAACUACCGCAACCACCAUAACCCUCGACUGCCGCCGCAACCGGAGUCAGAAUCGGAUCAGCAACCGUCGUACCUUGCUACAGCCUCAGCUGUUGGCGUCGGCGUCGACAGUGAGCAGUACGACGUGUACGGCGGUGGCAGUUGCGGUGGCGUGGCACCGGACUCCAUGGCAAUCACCGCACUGCAGCGGUUAUUUCGGUUAGAUUCCGGUAAACUGGCUGACGUCAUGUCGGCACUGAGGGUGGGCAAGGAGUGGCGCGGCCUGGUCCGCAUGCCGUCCACGCUGCUGCCCGGGGGCCAUGCAAGUACGGGCACUGGGGAUCAGGAGGGGCAUCAGAAAGGCGAGGAGGAGGGCAAGGAGGAGGGCAAGGAGGAGGGGGAGGAGGAGGGGGAGGAGGAGGGGGAGGCGCGGAAGGACCUCCUAGUGGGUGUCCAGCAGCAGCAGCAGCAGCAGCGGCAUGCACAUCAGCGGAUGCAAUCGCCGGUGUUGGCGACGGCGUCGGGGGCGAGUCCCCAAGUCCUCCUCCCGGAGCCUUUGGCGCCGCCGCCAAGCAGCGGCGUACUGGCGGCACCCCCCUCCUCCGCCUCCGCCGCCGGCACUGCUGCUGCCGGCAUGCAGCAGUUGCCACCACCACCACCACCACCACUACCACCGCCACCACCGUCGACGGCGGCAUCUGGGCACCCUCCACCGCGGCCACAGCAGCAGCAGCAGCAGCAGCAGCAUCACCACCCGCAGCGAAGCACCCAGUCCCAGAGCAGUAGCUCUGUGCUGCAGCAGCCGCAGCAGCAGCAAUACCAGAUACAGGAUCAUCAUCAUCAGCAACAACAACAAUUAGGACCAGCACCACAAGCACAGCAGCAAGCUAAGCCGCAGCCUCCAUCGCCGCACUGUGAUGCCGAUACUCCCGGGGCAGCUCGAGUGACCCACGGGUCAUCUCACCUCGCCUCGCUACCAGAGACGGCAGGCGAACGAUCCAGAUCGGCAUCCGGAGCCGGAGCCACUGACGGCAAUCGGGCGUUUCUUGGCAGCAGCAGCAGCAGCAGCAGCACCCAGCAGGCGCCAUCGUGUGCAGAAGCGGUGACACUCAAGUACAAUGGCGCCGGCGGGGUUCCUCCGGCGGCGGCUCCGAGACCACAGCUUUCGUCAUCUGGACCGCGGGAUCUCCGAGCGAGAUUUGUGGAGAGCCUGAAUGCCGCGGUAGACCAGCAGCAGCAGCAGCAGGAAAAGGCGUCGUGCAGGACUACAGGUUACCCAUGGGUCAGUGGCCAUUUAGCCCGCGUGAGUGGCCGGGCCCAUCAGGAGCCAGUGAACAGGGAUGGCCGCGGCGGCAGCGUCGAGCCGGGACCUUUUCCCCACUCACGGGAUGGUGUCGUACAUGAGUACGACAUGGAGGACGACAAGGAGGCGGAGGGACAGGAGGAGGAGGAUGAUGAGGAUGAGGAGGUGGAGGUGGAGGGGGAAGCAAGGACAGGAGGCCUCCAGAGGCGGGGUUUGGCGGACUUGCUUACAGACUUGAGCCUGCUCAAUCCGGUGGUGGAUGGAGGUCGCACCCUCUUCCAGUUGUUCACGGACACGGAUGACACAACCGCCUCGCCCGCCACAGCCUCGGCCACUCCCACUGUAACCGUAACCGCCAACACCUCUGCCAACCGCCUCACUCGAGGCCAUCAGCCGCAACCUGGCGAUUCGGAGUCUGCCGAUCAGCUCCAGAGCUCACGACCCCCCAUGGCCCCUCCAGGGGGGGAUAAAGGCAAUCACGGCAGCGGACCACCCAGCGCCCGGGGCACAGCUGACGACGGUGGCGGUGGUGGUGCUGGUGGCCCGUGCCGUAAUCCACACCAGCCGCAUUGUCCCGGUGUGCAAGUAACUUGGGCGCUGCUGUCUCUCGAAGUUGGCGGUGUGGCCCCUUCUGGCCCGGCGUCGCGGAAAUGGGUUUUACAUACUUGUAUAUCUGGGUACAGAUAUACAGCGCCUGAAAUUGCAGCCACUCCUUUGCCCAGCAUUGUGGGUGUUGUCGUACCCGCUGCAAGCGCAGCCGGCGCCGACGCUGACGUCACGCCCACGCCCUGCCAGAUCCUAGCAGCCCCGGCACAGAAUGGGCCAACGGCGGCAGCGGCGGCAGGCUGGAUUGCGAACCACGGGUCGGUCUUCUCUCAGCUGGUGCUGGAUGCCGGCGGUGGCCGUGCCGGUGGUGCCGGCAGCGGCGGCGGCGGCGGCGGUGCGGCAGCCUGUUCGCGCCGCGGCAUGUUCCUUCUUGGGACCGCCGGCGAAGAGGCGAACGACGCCACGGCGGCAGCAGCGGCGGCGGAGGCAGAGGCGGCGGAGGCCACUGUGAUGAUGACGACGACAAUGAUGAUGAUGACGACGACGACGACGACGACAACAAUGACCCAUGGGACGGCCAACGGCUACACCUUCCCGAACGGUGGCGGCGGCGGCAACUCGUCCCGCGACCCAUCCCUUAUGGACACCAGGCCCCCGGGGCUGGUACCCACCUACGCCAGCCUCGAUCUCACAAACGUCAUGACAGGCAAAGUGUCUGCCGCCGCCGUCGCCGCCGCCGCCGCGCCGAUGCUGCCGCCGAUGCCUUUGAGCCACUGGCUGCAAGUGGGCACCGCCGCCGCCGCUGCCGCCGCCAGGACCGGCGUAGCAGUCUCUGCUGGCUUCCAGCCCGCCACGGUCGCGCAGCAGGAGGUGGCGGGGUGUUGCGGCCGCACCGGUGGCGGCGGCGGCGGUCAGAUUAGACGGGGGUGUGUGCUUUCUGCAGAACACCAAAGCGCGCAGCUAGCGUCACGGUUGACGCCGGCCGGUCAGGCGGCAUCAGCGUCGGCAUCGGCGUCGGCAUCCCACGUGCCGCUUACUCUGCGAUCGCCGCGUCGGUCGCUGCUGAGCCGAGCGAACUCUGAAUCUCUUGAGCGUCCGCGGCGUACGACACGGAACCUGAGCUUUCGAGAAUCUCGGCCAGUGUCCAUCAGCUUGUCGCCCAGGGCCGGAUCUGUCGCCGUUGAUCGCUUCCCUGAAGCGGACUCCAACUCCGCCGUCAAGCCGCCGCCGCCGCCGCCGGCUGCAGCGCCGCCGCCGCCGCCGCAGCAGCAGCAGCAGCAGCUGCCAACAGCCGCCGGUGGCGGAAGCGGCUCCGACCGAGGCGGGCGAGCUACCGACUCCACCGUCGCUGCCGUGGUUUCGGCGCCGCCGAUGCUUGCGCCAGCCACGGCGUUAGCUGCGGAGCGUAACUACGCCUCCGUGUCGUACACGUCCCGUGGAAGCUUCCGUAGGACUUCGCAAAGCCAAUACUAUCAAGAUCCGAGAUCGCGCAUGAGGGCGAUGCUUCGAUCGGUGCUUGCCGGGGGAAGCGUUGGCGUUGGCGGCGGCAGCGGUGGCGGCGGCGGCGGGCCCCCGGCGGGAGGCCUCCGCCUCCAAACGAGCCUCUCCUCCUCCCUGCAUAGCAUCCGCAGCGGCGGCCGCGGCCAUCAGAGCCCUCUAUCCAAUCCGUUGCAGCCAGGCGACGAUUCGUCUUCCUGGCUCGACGUCAGCGGGGCUCCCGUCGGGAUGCUGCUGUACAGCGGUACGGAAACAUCGUUGCCGGGGUACGGCACUGCCACAACAAGCAGGGCGUCGGGGGAUAGGCCCCCGGCGGAUUGGCUGGGGCCGGCGGGAACGUCGUCACUGUCGGCGGCGGCGUCGUUUCGGCGGGGUACGACAUCCGUGAGCGGGCGUGGCGGUGGCGGCGCCCCCGCCGCUGCCGCCGGCGUAGGGGCAGCCGACGGCGCGGCGCACUGUACGCUCAUGAACUCGACGGCUUUGUGCUCCGGAAUGGAAAGCUCGGGUACGAACACGGGUGCCGUACGGUGGCAUGAAGUACACGUGAAACCCGUGGACGACCCUAUAAGCGGCGAGAGAGUCAUCUUGGUCAUCCAAACUGACGUCAGCAGCCAGGUUCGUGCUGAGGAGGUGCUGACACGGGUUCUAGAAGCGGAGCAGCGACUGCUGGCGGACAUAUUCCCCCGUCACGUCGUACGGCACAUGACGGCGGCGCGCAACGCCACGGCGGAGCGGCAACGUAAUGGGCUACAGCUGCUUCGGCACAUCCAGGACCCGGCAGCAGUGGCCACAUCACACGAAUGCAUCACAGUGCUGUUCGCAGAUAUCAAAGGCUUCACGGAGAUGUGCCGAGAGGUACUUCCCGCCACCGUUAUGAUCUUCCUCAAUGACCUCUACACGCGACUGGACAGCCUAACCGACGUGUACGGCGUGUACAAGGUAGAGACCAUCGGCGACUGCUACAUGGUCGCCGGGGGCCUUAUGGCGCGAGAUGAAGAGGGGUACGGACAGUCCGUACGCUCCCGGGAGGAUGCGGACCCGCUUCAUGCCACUCGCGUGGUUGCGUUUGCUCGGGCAAUGCUGGCGGAGGCGGCACGUGUACGACUGCCAAACACAGGCAGGAGGGUGCAGGUCAAGGGCAAGGGCCGCAUGGAAACGUACCUCUGGGUGCCGCAGUCCGAAGGAGAGCACGGGCCGCCCCGGCUGUAUCCACGUAUCCGCCGCUACUCGGGCCUUAUUGAGGGCUGGGGAGGACAUUGGAUGGAUGCCCUCAGGCGGCGUGGAGUGGUAAUAGUGGUGGCGGCGACGGCGGUGGAGGAGGAGGAGGCGGACUCUUUUCGGCCAUUGGCGGAGCGACGCCCAGUGCGGGUGGCUGUCAGAGAUUGGCGCGGGGAGUUGGCGUCGCCAAUGGCGGUGGCGGUGUCGCAACCGUGGCAAGGGAAGCGCCGGCGCCGCCGGCGGCGGCGAUGA